Molecule: messenger RNA, 1082 nt
Organism: Chaetura pelagica (chimney swift)
Lineage: Eukaryota; Metazoa; Chordata; Aves; Apodiformes; Apodidae
Gene: TSKU
Product: tsukushi, small leucine rich proteoglycan
Exons: 1
Coding region: 4-1062 (352 amino acids)
Molecular function (GO): protein binding
Source: RefSeq, a predicted model, not a curated record
ACAAUGCAGUUCUUGGCCUGGUUCAAUUUGCUGCUUUUCCUUCCUUGUUUUGGUACCACCAAAACCUGCUUCCCUGGCUGCCACUGUGAGGUGGAAAGCUUUGGUCUCUUUGACAGCUUCAGCUUGACCAAGGUGGACUGCAGUGGAAUAGGCUCACACAUUGUUCCUGUCCCAAUCCCCCUGGAUACAUCCUACUUGGAUCUAUCAUCAAACAAGCUGGAAACAAUCAAUGAAUCAAUGCUUACAGGCCCUGGAUACACCACCUUGGUCAGCCUUGACCUGAGCUACAAUAACAUUGCCAAGAUUUCCCCCACAACCUUCUCCAGGCUUCGGUACCUGGAGUCCUUGGAUCUGAGUCAUAACUCUCUGGAAGUCCUUCCAGAGGAUUGUUUCUCCAGUUCUCCUCUGGGUGACAUCGAUUUGAGCAAUAACAAGCUCUUGGAUAUAGCAAUGGACAUUUUUGCUUCCAAAGGUCAGGGAAAACCCCUGAACGUGGAUCUAUCCAAUAAUAUGCUCGGGACAAUCACGAGGCACCGUGAGAAGAGCAUUCCCAACAUCCAGAACUUAAACCUUUCUGGCAACAGGCUCACAACUGUGCCAAACCUUCAGGGCAUUCCUCUCCGAUACUUAAAUCUUGAUGGGAACCCUCUAGGCAGGAUUGAAAGAGGAGACUUCACGGGGCUGAAAGAUUUGAUUCAUUUAUCCCUCAGUGGCCUGCCUGGCUUUGGAGAGUUAUCUCCUUAUAGCUUCAAGGAACUACCAGCUCUCCAAGUUCUGGAUCUAUCCAACAAUCCCAACCUGAAGUCGUUGACUGCUGAAGUUAUCUUGGGUCUGAACUCCCUGCAAGAGCUCAACCUCUCUGGGACAGGUAUGUCCACCUUGCCAAAGACUGUGCUGAAAUACCUGCCUUCCAUCAAAAGCAUCACCUUGGGGAAGAACAUCCAGUGUCUUAAGACCAUCAAAGAAGGACAGUUCCACCGACAGAUAGGGCUGACCAAAAAAGAGGUCCUGAGUUGCCACGACAGCCACGGGACUGUAGCAGCAGCACCUUAUGUUUCAUGAUGAAAGCUGGGGAGAAGGGG